AAAUUUUCUAUAUAUUAUGCAAUUUGUUCAUCAUAUAAAAGUAGCCAAUUAAAAUUUCUUACAUGAUUCCAGGUUUCAUCAGCUUGGAUUGUGGGCGGGCCGAAGGUUCAAGUUACAUAGAGAAAACAACGACAAUAAAUUACAUUUCAGAUGCUGCUUUUAUUAAAAGCGGUGUAAUACAAAGCAUAAUGCCCAAAUACAGAGCCGGUUUCCAACAACAAGCAACAUUCCUCAGAAGCUUUCCUGAGGGAAUUCGAAACUGUUACACACUAACCAUAAAAAAGGGUACAAAGUAUUUCUUUAGGACAUCUUUUUUGUACGGAAACUACGAUGGUCUAAACAAGAACACAAUCAAAUUUGAUCUCCACAUUGGACCUAAUUAUUGGGACACUGUGACCAUCACGUCAGAUUCAGUAUUUGUGUUUAAGGAGAUGAUAUAUACUCCUCCACAAGACUAUGUUCAUGUAUGUCUUGUCAACACAGGAUCUGGUACACCCUUCAUUCAAGCCAUAGAGCUGAGACCUUUAAAAAACAACACUUAUAUGAUUUAUGAUUCUGGAGCUUUGUCACACUAUGCCGCCGUGGAUACGGGUUCAACCACCAACAGUACAUACAGAUGUUUAUGGUUGUGCGUCUUAAUCAGGUAUCCAUAUGAUGCCCUUGAUAGAUUCUGGUCUCCACAAAACGACGAAGCGUUGACACAAUUAACAACAUCGCUCACAGUAGACUCAGACGGUCAUAAAAAUGACUAUUGGCUACCGCCCAUCGUAAUGAACAACGCUGCCGUACCUAUAGACAAGGAUGGUUCGCUCAGGUUCAAUGUGUCAUCUUCAGAUAAAAACAUCGGAUAUUAUGUCUACUUACACUUCGCCGAACUCCAACUGAUCAAGCCCAAUGAGAGUAGAGCAUUUAACUUCUAUGUCAAUGGUAAGUUAAUGUACGGACCAAUUGUCCCUAAAUACUUGACCACACUUACCAUCCAUGCCCUCACACCCUUAACAGGACAAAGCCAAUAUAAUUUUUCAUUAACCAAACUUCAAAACUCAACUUUGCCACCCAUUCUCAAUGCCAUUGAGAUCUACUCCUCGCUUGAUUUUUCACAGUCAGAGACACACCAAGAUGAUGUGGAGGCAAUCAUGGGCAUAAAAUCAACAUAUGAUGUGAAGAAAAACUGGGAUGGAGAUCCUUGUGUUCCCCUAAAAUACUUAUGGGCAGGUCUAAAUUGUAGCAAUGAUAUCCUUAAACCUCCUAGAAUUAGAUCCUUGGACUUAUCUUCGAGUGGAUUAAGUGGCAGUAUAAGUGAACAUAUAUCGAAAUUGACUAUGUUAGAAUCUUUAGACUUAUCAGACAAUAACUUAACUGGAUUCGUGCCUGAUUUUUUAUCUUCUUUACCAAAUUUGAGAGUGUUGAACUUGAAAAGAAACAUGCUCACAGGCUCGGUUCCAGCUUCACUUCUUGAAAAAUCGAAGAAUGGUUUGCUAUUAGUAAAGUAUGCAAUUUUUCUCUGUUUGAAUAUGUUAUCUUUUUUAGAGGAACAAUUUUUCAGACCAAUCACUAACUUUAUAAGUCUUGUAUUGUCUGAGAAUUUAGCCUCGUCAAAUUUUCAAACUGAUUCAUUAAUUGAUCAUGAGUCCAAGAAAAGACAAUUUACAUAUUCUGAAGUGACAAAAAUGACAAACAACUUUGAAAAAGUACUUGGUAAAGGUGGAUUUGGAUAUGUGUUUCAUGGUAUCAUAAAUGAUGAUGGUACUCAAGUAGCUGUUAAGAUGCUUUCUCAGUUAUCAAAUCACGGUUAUCAACAAUUUCUAGCUGAGGUUAAAGUUCUUAUGAGGGUUCAUCAUAGAAAUCUUACCAGUCUUGUUGGUUAUUGUAACGAAGAGUCUAACAAAGCUCUUAUUUAUGAGUACAUUGCCAAUGGGAGUUUAGAUUCUCAUCUUUCACAAGGCGUUGGCAAUAAUAAAGAUAUUUUGAGUUGGGAAGAAAGGCUUCAAAUAGCAAUUGAUGCUGCCCAAGGAUUGGAGUAUUUACACAAUGGCUGCAAACCACCUAUAGUGCAUAGAGAUGUAAAGACUUCAAAUAUAUUAAUAACAGAUAAUUUUCAUGCUAAAAUAGCUGAUUUUGGUUUGUCGAGAAUUUUUCCGGCAGACAAUGGUACUCAUAUAUCAACCGUUGUUGCUGGCACAGUAGGUUAUUUCGAUCCAGAGUAAGUAUAAUAAAUAUUAAGGAAAUUUAUUUAAUUGAAACAAAUUUAUAUAUAUUUAUAAAAAUAAUUUUUAUAUUUGAUGAAAAUUGAAGGGAAAGAAAUACAUAGCUACUACUAAUAUAUCAUUAUAAGUCUCUCAAAUAUAAUUUCUUGACUUACAUUCAGGUACUACUACAAAUAGAUUAAACGAGAAAAGUGAUGUUUAUAGUUUUGGAGUUGUUCUACUUGAGAUUAUUACAAGUAGACCGGUUAUAAGUGUAGCCCAGGAUAAGAGGACUCACCUCAAAGAUUGGGUUAGUGUAAUGAUAGCAAAUGGAGAGAUUAAUGAUAUUGUUGAUCCAAGAUUAAGGGGACAUUUUAAAAUAAACUCUGUGUGGAAAGCAGUUGAGAUAUCAAUGGCUUGUUUAGCACAUUCAUCCAUUACAAGGCCAAACAUGAAUCAGGUUGUGUGUGAGCUAAAGGAGUGUUUGGUAGCUCAAUUAUCUGGAAGGAAUUGAAUCAUGGCCAAAUGAUUCCACAAAUGUACUCUAUAAAUGUGACUAAUCCCUUGGCACGAUAGCAGUACAAUAUUAUUAUGCAAUUGAUUUCAUUUAUGCAGCA
Molecule: messenger RNA, 2803 nt
Organism: Cannabis sativa
Lineage: Eukaryota; Viridiplantae; Streptophyta; Magnoliopsida; Rosales; Cannabaceae
Product: LRR receptor-like serine/threonine-protein kinase IOS1
Exons: 10
Coding region: 63-2207 (714 amino acids)
Biological process (GO): protein phosphorylation
Molecular function (GO): protein binding; protein kinase activity; ATP binding
Source: RefSeq, a predicted model, not a curated record